CUUGACGCGGAGUUGUGCUUUCAGACGACGCCGUUGCCCUGGAAACCGCGCGGGUUUUUCGAAAAUGUCGAGCGCUUUUUGUGGAUUACACUUCCCGCCUCCUGCAGUUUGACGUUCCUUCCUGAAUCAGUGAUGCGAUUGAACAAACCGAGUGAAUUGUUCAUGCUGUCAAGUAACUUCAACGCUCAUGAAAGAUCUGAUUGGAAUCAAAGUUCGGUCGGGCAGGCCUGUUUUCACACUCCGGCCAGUUUAGAGGAAAUCGCUCCUCAGUUUCUCCCUAAAUUCUCCAGUUUGAAUUCGCCGAAAAAACUACCUGAUGACAGCGUAGCACAUUAUAAAAGCUACACGAGUCGCGAGGAACUGGCCGCCAUCCUGGGCAAUGAGCGGCGUUAUUUUGAGCGUCAAAGCGAGCCUUUAAAACCGCCCCGGAAAACGCGGUCACCGAGGAUCUCCAACAUCAACCAAAACCCGACCCAAAUCCGCGACCAAAACAUCAACCAGGCCCCUGGCAACUUGGAGAAGUUCCCCCACGAUAAGCUGACCUCGGUCAUCGACUACAACAUGACCACCGGCGAUCCCUUCCAGAAGCCGCUCUACAACAAACCGAAAUUCCAAGCCCCCGCCCAGACGCUCAACUACAACUUCCAGCACCAGAUCAACUCGCUCACCGACAACUUCCUGCGGCAGGUCAAUCUCAACGAACUCGCGCAUAACCAGAUCAACUCCCGAGGGAUCGAAUCCGCCCAGGACUCGGUCAAUGGGAACGGGUCGAUGAACGGACGAGUGACGAGGAUCGAAUCACCAUGCUACCCAGCGGACAACAUCGGAAGUGAGUCGCAACAGCGGCGAACCAACAGAAACGAGACGAUGUCGCGGGAUAGCAAAACGCAGAACCGAAGCGCCGUAAGAGGGUCGCAGAACGACUUUUACUGCAGCCUUACGGAUAAUCCGAAUGAUACGACGAACGAGUUGAUCAAAAGGAAUGAGUUCAAGAAUGAUGUAUUCCUCGAAAGCGAGUCACGGCAUAACCAAGUGGAAUCCGUGAACAAAUUUAUCAGGCGAGGUAAACUUUCCGACAGCCCUGACGUGGUAGCGACCUGCAGGUCCGCAGAGACCGUUAUCAACUCCUUACGCGAGUUUACGAUGAACGAUUCGCCGGAUGUGGAUCUCGGUCGGAAGAGCGGAGUGGUUGAGGAUGGACACCGAAGUGCUGCAGGUGGCCGAUUGGAGAGUCGUCGGGCGUAUCUGGAGAGGAAACGGGAGAAGACGCAAAUUAACGAAUCAAUGAAGUCGAGAGCAGGGCUCAAUCAGAAUCGGAGUCCCUCAGAAAAGGUGGAUGCGGUGUCCGGGACGAAGUUGGAUUGGGCCAGCAGACGAGCAGCUCGCAAGAAGAAAUCUUCCGAAAGUCUCAGUAGUUUUGACGUAUACAACAUCGAGACAGCGCUACCCCACAUUGAUCUGGACGCCAUCGAAACUCACUUGCUAGCCGCGAGAGAGGAAGAACGAAGGAGGCGUAAUGACAGAGAGGAAAUACGCAGGAGGCUUGCCUCAGGUGACACCGAAGAGUUUCCAUCGAACAAUCGUCCCAGGAAGAAACCUAGUCUUCAGUCCCGUCUGCAAAAUGGGAUGAAUUUACAGAUUUGCUUUAUGAAUGAAACCAUGUCUGACAAUGAAUCACCAAGCUCCGAUCAGGAGUCGCCAGUAAAAACGGCGUCAAGCAAAACAUCCCAAUCAGAACUUUCAGAACCCUCUCCUAAACCUCUCACCUCAAAAACUGUUCGUCCCCUGUUUAACAAUAAGACGCAACCGGUGCCGCAAGAAGCAAUGCAAGUAGAGACAGACUUUUUUACUCAACAGGCCAAGCUUCAAGCUGAUGCCAGACAAGCACUUGCAGAAGCGAAGGAAACUGCUCGAAGACAGAUGGAAAUUGAAAGAGAGAGGAUGACCACUAGUCCUAUUACUGAUAUGCUACGUGCCAGUCUUACUAAAGUAGGUGUACCUUUUCCAGAAGAGAGGCGAAGGCUCAGCAGACAACUUUUGACAAACCUGAAUGUAGCUCAGCUGCAAGUUAUUGUCAAUGACCUGCACACUCAGAUAGAAAUUUUAAAUGAAGACUUAGUGAAAAUGCUAAUGGAACGAGAUGAGCUGCACAUGGGUCAGGACUCAAUGUUGGUCGAUAUAGAGGACUUAACCCGGUAUUUAGGUGCCAAAGAAAAAAGUCUGAAGGAAGAUCUUAGGCUGAAUAACAAUCCUGAUCCUGUGAAAAUUUUAACUCCUUUUCCGGUGAAGUCUAAAUCCACUCGACUCACCUCUCUUCCAGGUGUAAAAAAAUAAUUGAAGUUUCCAAGCAAAGAACAUUGAAAGUAUAAAACACUUGGGAAAAUGAAAAUUUUGUAAUGCUUAUCUGUUUUACCAAAAAAUUAGUGAUUCUUAAGUGUCAUCGCACUGAACAAUUGUUGUUUCCUAGGUUAUUUCCUGGAAAAGAGAAACUCUAAAUAAUUAACCAAGGGAAGUGUAAAUUUAAUACCUAGUGCUAACUUUUUUUUCUAAAUCUAUCAAUAAAAAGUAAGAAAUUAUUUUUAUAAGUGGAUAUUUUUGAGUGACAAGUAUCUAUUCAACAUUUACCAAAGUUUAAAAGAGUCUCAGUGGGGUGGCGUGAAUUGUGAUGUAUCGAUUAUUAUGCCAUUUAAAUCUAUAAUACAGAAUCGCUUAUUAAGGUGUUUGCUGCAAAAACCCUGUUUAUUGAUCCUUUUCCAUCGGUUUAAAUGGCAUAACAAUCGAUACAUUGCAAUUCUUGCCACGCCACUGAAGAGUCUCAGAAUAAAUUGGGUACUGGAGAACCAGGUCAAUGAAAUAUGACUCGAACAGGAAUUAAUUGGUCUGCUGCAGGCAAGAGAUAUUGCCAAGUGAAUAGACCCUCAAAGGGUAAAAUUACAUAAAAAUCAUGUUGGGCAUUGUUUGAGGGUCAGUGAGCACGUUUGGCCAGUCUUAGCAAUAGUGUUUAUUUUACAACUCCUAUUUAACACUUAUGAUAUAUCCCUUGUGUUUUUCCUGUGUUUGUAAUUUAUAUCGAUAGUUGCUUUUAGACCUUUAACUUUCUGGAAAUGUUGAUAAGUACAUCUUAGAGUAAUGAUUUUUGUUGUUGAGGUCCAUUCAUUUCAAAAAUUACCUGUAAUAGCUCAUUUUAAGAGCUUGGCUUAUCAAAGAUACUCGACCAUUUUACUACCACAAACGCAGCAGCAUAAUCGUAUCCUUUCUGCAGCCUUUCUGUCUUUCUCAGCAACCUUCACUCAGAAUUAUUCACAUUUUUAGCUCUAUUUAUCAAAGAGGAUCUGAUUUACAAUGUUAGACACUUUCUAAAAAGUGCAAUCCGAUUUGUUUGCAUGAAAAAUCAAUUAUUGUUGUGGGGCAUGUGCACCCAGAAUCUAGCCUGAUAAUAAAAGAAUUAAUUAGUUUUUGAUUUCAGCUUUUUCUCACUUUACUUUGGUUGUAGCUAAGAAUGUUUUUCAUGAGCUACAGUAGAAGUUAGUUUUGUGUUACUGAGGCAUCAAAAGCUGUGAAAAUCAUCGGCAAUAAGUACUGAAAUAACAACCUUGAAUCAAGGCUUUUACAUUGCAAUCUCAUUUAAAAUGUCAUCCAUUGGACGCUACUGCUACUCACAUUAGGAACAUUACACAGACUCAUUAUAAUUCUUCCUUUUUUUAUCCUUUUUUUUUUCUACCUCUAAUAUUAUCCUAUCGGUUCACUUAAAUUUUACAUGUUCCUUCUCUUAACCCUGUAUUGAUUCUUUAUUGAACUGAUAUUCAAAUAAUUUGCCUUUAAAUGAACUUAGCCCCAGUUUGAAUCAUGAAGUCAAGGCGGCUAAGACAAGCACUUUAAAAUAUUAAAGCCUGUACAUUAUGUCUAUUGUUUUAUGAGCAAUUAAAAGAGCUGAAGCUUUAUUAUUAUGUUUAUUGUUGACUGACUGGCUGUAUAAAUUGUAUAUUAUGUACUGAAUUAGAUAAUUUUCAUUAUAUUUGAACCUAGUUCAGUAGUUGACAGAUAGGAAAGUUUAAUUAAAUGUUAGUCGCAAAGUUUUUGUUUUUAUUCAGUUUCAUUUAUUUAGUUUUAUUUUUUCUAAAACCAAACCAAAUCACAUGUUUCUAUUUGUUAUCAUGGAUCCCUGUUGUUUUAGCUGCCAAGUGGAGAUUUUAGCAAAGGUUGUAAAUUUUCUUAUUAUUUUAAUUCCAACAGCAUUACUAUCAGUGACUGUAUGUACCACAUGUUCUAAUUUUUAAGUGCCACUUGUUAAAAAGUUAAGUAGUUUGAUUCUACUUUUAGCUUAAACUGCAUUAUGUAAAGUUUAAAAUAGCUUUUCAUUAAUGCAAAGCCAAAUACUUGGGUCAUGCAUUCAGACACGGUCAAAUUUCCAGAGCUCUGAUUGGUUCCGGCUUUAAGCAACAAAUGCUUUGACUUCAAAACCUUUGCUCUACUUAAGCAAUGAGAACAUGAUACUCUAUAGAACUGUAGCGGCCUGCAUUUAUUUGAUGGCAGUGGAUGAACAGCCAAUAGUGGCAGUGACCCUCUUGGAUUGAUGAUUUUAUUUUGAUUGUGUGACCCAGGGUUAUAGUAAUAUGCAAUUACACACAUUUCCACAGUUUUUUUGUGAAAGAGUACUUUUUCAGUGUAGUAACAUAUUGAUGUUCUCAAGACAUACAUAUAUUAUGACGUGCUUUUUUCAGGUGAUUCAUUUCUGUCCUGUGAAAAAAUUGUUGGCAUCUAAUGAAAUGUGUAGAAGGGAAAUUACAUUGCUAAAAACUAGAAUGAAUUGAGCUUUCAAUAAACAAUAUCUCUUGUUCAAAUUUACCUGGAACUGGUUGAAGAUUUCAAGCACUUUUAUUCACCUGAUAGUCCAUGUUUUUUGAAGAUCUGAUAAUUUUUAAUAACAAUUAGGUAUUCGACAGGAACAUUGGUAGCAUUGCACUAUUUUCUGGUCAUUUGUCAACUUUUACUUAUCAUUCCUCACAAGAUUGGUUUCCAAAUUCCUCUUGGAACCGGUACAAACUGAUUGCGCUUAGUUGUGUAACACGAAAACGUCCAUUAACUUUGUAGCAUAACUUUCUUUUAUAAAGUAGUAAAGUUGAUCCCUAUAUUUUUGUUAAGCCUACAAUAAACUUUACAACAUACAAUCAUUAUGAAAACACAUUUUUUUUGUGUGUGAAGUUAAAUGACCAUUUUGCCCCCUAAUUUUCUGACUUCAAAUUUUUUCAGCAUUUUUUGUUCAUAGUUGCAGUUUUCAUUAAAAUAUGAGAAAGCUCUUUUCAUCUCCAUAAUAAAAAGCUCCCAAUAAUUUUCUGUUCACUGAAUGUUUCAUUUCUAGUUUACUUUCACUAUUUGUCAUCAUUCAAUUUUGAAACGUCUCAGUUUUUUCCCCUUUUUUCCUUCUUUUUUUCUUCUUUUUUUCUAAAUCGUAUACCCUCUCACUUUUGAUUUUUUCAUAUUCUUGUUUUAUUAUAAACACAUACUAUUUUAAAUGUAUUAAAACAAGAACAUGUUUUAACCGACAUUAAUUAAUAUACCCUAAAAUACAGCUUCAUUCUAAGGAAAACUAGGGUUAUAAAAUGAAUGAGAAGCUAAUAAAACUAAGAAAGUAAAGGAUUCAAGAACAAUAUUUCCAACAAAGUUUUGUGUACAAUUUUUAAAUAUACUGAAUGUAUUAUAAAUAA
This is a messenger RNA of Bemisia tabaci, 5705 nucleotides long. NCBI's taxonomy places the organism in Eukaryota, Metazoa, Arthropoda, Insecta, Hemiptera, Aleyrodidae. The record is from RefSeq and is a predicted model, not a curated record.